Molecule: messenger RNA, 471 nt
Organism: Saxophila tyrrhenica
Lineage: Eukaryota; Fungi; Ascomycota; Dothideomycetes; Mycosphaerellales; Extremaceae
Exons: 2
Coding region: 1-471 (156 amino acids)
Source: RefSeq, a predicted model, not a curated record
AUGGUCUGCCUCCGAACCUGCGUCCUCGCCGCUGGUGUGAUAGCACUCAACGCCGUGAACGCUGCCCCGUACGAGAGGGCGCUGCCUCCGGUGCCUAUUGCCAUUGGCGGCAAGGAAGCGUCCAUCAGCGAGGAGUUUAUCGAGCUCAUGAAGCCCGACUAUGAUGUUGUGCACGUCAUCAACAGCGCGCCAGUGGGCAAGUCCGAGUUCAUUCCUCUCCUGAAAGGCGAAUAUACCAUCCCCGUGACGAUGCUCGGCUCAAACUUCAACAACCCCAACCCCAAGGUCCCCAAAGCCAUCUUCAUCGGUGGUGGAUUCGCGCAGUCGGAGAUCGAUGAGAUGUACAACGUCUGCUCGCUGCAAGUUGUGCCCUGGGUCUACCCACCUGCCGGACGAUCAAACGGCACUGUUGUGCCUCCGACGUCGUUCAUCGCUGAGCGCGUGAAGGCUGUGUUCAAGGAGAAUGGGUGA